AGGACCUCAGUUGAAUCUCGUCUUGGCGAAUCUAGUGGGCGUCACAGAUAGCGAUACGGAAAUAUCUUCUAAAAGUUAUCUGACUAAGGAUAGUUGUGUUCCUACAAGAGUGAAAUCUUAUUCUUGUAGUAUAUAUAACAAGACUUUUCCCCAUAGAAGUAAUCUGACUACGCACGGUUAUGUUCAUACUGCUGAGAAACAUUACUCUUGUAGUUAUUAUAUAGUAAGAGUUUUUUCAUGCAAAAGUCAUCUGACUAAGAAGAGUUCUGUUCACACUGUUGAGAAACUUUAUUCUUGUUGUUUAUGUAAUAUGAGUUUUUCACAACAAAGUCUUCUAACUGAACAGGGUCUUGCUCACAUUGGUGAGAGACCUUAUUUUUGUAGUAUAUGCAACAAGAGUUUUUUGAAAAAAAGUCGUCUAACUGAACACAGUCGUGUUCACACUGGUGAGAAACCUUAUUCUUGUAGUAUAUGCUGCAAGAGUUUUUCGCAAAAAAGUCAUCUGACUAAACACAGCCGUGUUCACACUGGUGAGAAACCUUAUUCUUGUAGUAUGUGCAACAAAAGGUUUUCGCAAAAACUCUCUCUAACUGUACACAGUUGUGUUCACACUG
Molecule: messenger RNA, 614 nt
Organism: Parasteatoda tepidariorum (common house spider)
Lineage: Eukaryota; Metazoa; Arthropoda; Arachnida; Araneae; Theridiidae
Biological process (GO): regulation of transcription by RNA polymerase II
Molecular function (GO): DNA-binding transcription factor activity, RNA polymerase II-specific; RNA polymerase II cis-regulatory region sequence-specific DNA binding
Source: RefSeq, a predicted model, not a curated record